AUGUUCGCAAGAAAAGAUCUUCAGACGAUCCCACCAGUCCACCAGCGUACAAGCACCACCACCAACCGCAAGAUCAUAAAGCAUGAGGGACCACUGACAACCAAUCAUGAUCCUAACCCACUCAAAUUGAAAUACCCACAUCGAUUGAAUUUUUACGAUAAACCUCCGGAUAGCGAAGUGACCAUAGAAGAAUUUGAAACCUGGGCCAUCGAUCGCUUGAAAGGUCACUUCGAUGCACUCAAGACCACCUUGAACGUAAAAUCCAAAGAGUUUCUACCAUUAAAUGCGAAGACAGCACAAAGCGUGAAUCUUGAUCAAGAACGGAAGAAAGAUCAUUACUCUCAUUUUAUACUCCGAUUAGCAUUUUGUAGAUCAGAAGAAUUAAGGAACCGAUUCGUGAAUGCAGAGACCCAAUUGUUCCGAUACAGACUAGAAACCGAUGACACGAGUGAACGAGCAGACUUCGUAGGAUCACUGAACCUAGAUUGGAAAGAAGCCAGUCCAGAAGAGACCAUGGAAGCCAGAAGAGCAUUCAUCAAAGAUAAGAAACAUUUUGGUGAAGAAGGGAGUUAUUACAAGGUACGAUGGCUUAAGGUGCCAGAUUUGGUCGCAGCUCGUCGGGUUUAUCUUUCAGGUGGAUACGCGUUUGUCGCCAGCAAGGAUCAAUCAUCAAUAAUCAUCCAAGAGUUUUCAUCAAAACUUCUUCAAGCAUUAGAAAUCACCUCCAAACAUCUGCCAUACAUGGACGAAGAUUCGCGAUUAUUACCGGUCUUGGAACAUUUAUCGAUCAGUUUCUUAGCCGGGAUCUCAGGCUCGGAUUUUGUGUCUACAAGUCUCAACCCAGAUGGAGGCGAAUUAACAGCAUCGAUGAUCGAUGACCUAGCAAAACAACACUUCCCACCUUGCAUGAAAAAUCUGUGGAUCUUAUUACGGAAGGAUAAACAUCUAAAAUAUGGUGGUCGUCAACAACUAAAUCUAUUUCUUAAAGGAAUCGGCUUACCGAUUGAAGAAGCGGUGAUAUUCUGGAGACAAGCGUUCAGCAACAUAAGCGACGACAAGUUCCGGAAAGAUUACCGAUAUGCGGUCCGCCACAACUAUGGCCUAGAAGGGAGCCGGACGAACUACCAACCGAAGUCGUGUGUGACGAUCAUCACGGGCUCCGUCGGCCCAUUAGAGUCCCAUGGAUGUCCAUUCAAACACUUCAGCCAACUCAAUCUAACCCAGCAUCUCAAUCAACUCUAUCAGAUCGACCUCAAAUCUGACCUCAUGAAAGAUAUCAUCGAGUUUAAGAAAAACGACCAUUAUCAUCUCGCUUGUACUGCUGUUUGGGAACAUCAACAUAAAGCUUUAGGCGUCAAAAAAGGCGACGGAUUGGGCCAAGGAGAAUCAGUCUCUCAUCCAAACAGGCAAGUCCUUUGUUUUACUCUCUAUCAAGAAUGA
Molecule: messenger RNA, 1440 nt
Organism: Puccinia graminis f. sp. tritici CRL 75-36-700-3
Lineage: Eukaryota; Fungi; Basidiomycota; Pucciniomycetes; Pucciniales; Pucciniaceae
Exons: 6
Coding region: 1-1440 (479 amino acids)
Biological process (GO): DNA replication, synthesis of primer
Cellular component (GO): alpha DNA polymerase:primase complex
Source: RefSeq, a predicted model, not a curated record